Molecule: messenger RNA, 975 nt
Organism: Caenorhabditis angaria
Lineage: Eukaryota; Metazoa; Nematoda; Chromadorea; Rhabditida; Rhabditidae
Source: the annotation of a GenBank genome assembly
UUGGCUGAGACAGAGGAGCAAAGUGAACAACUCGAAUUCAUUCUACCGUAUAUGGGCAACUUUCGAGCCGAUUAUCUGACAGUACCUCAAUAUAAUCUCACGGCAUGUUUGUAUAGAAAAUCAAUGUCUCAAAUGACGACGAAUGCAAUGUGUCUACUGUAUGACCCGGAACAUUUUUUGAGCGGAAAUCAUUCGUUUAAUGAGACGUGGAAGAAUGAGAGGUAUGGAAAAUAAGAGACGCAGAGCAUCUAGAGUGAGAAAAUUUUCAGAUCUUGUAAUCCAUACGACAGAAAUGGAUUCGGAGGUUUCGCCGAAAAUCUUCGAAACACUUCACAGAAUACAAGAUUUGUAUUUAUUCGAGACCCAUUUGAUAGGUUCAUCUCAUUUUACUUGGAUAAAUGUUUACACGAAAAACAAUGUUAUAAUUGUGAACCGGAAGAUUUGCGAUGUGUAGUUAAAAACAUCUAUGAAAGUUUAUUGAAGAUUUCAAAAGGUGAGAAGCAACUUGAAUCAAGUUUCAAUAACUCAACAUAUAUGGAUAUGCAUGCAACGCCAACUACUUGGGUUUGUGAUUUUAACAAAUUUCGAAAUGUUUAUUAUAUUAUGAUUAUUGGAUCGAGUUUUGACGAAAGAAAAGAGCCAAUUUCGAAAUUUGUUGAAAUUUUGAAACGGAAAAAUGUGCCAGAAAAGUAUAUUUCGAAAAUACAAGAAAAUCUAUUGACAUCUGAAACUCAUCAUUCAACACAUAAUUCAGAAAUGCGAAAAAGAGCUGAAGAAAAAGUUAGAAAUGAUAAAAUAUUACGAGAAUAUUUGCAUAAAUUGUAUUUUUAUGAUUAUUUGGUAUUUCCCGAAUUUGAUCGAUCACAUUUGGAUUCACCUUAUAAUAUGAUCAAUAGUAGUUUUGAUGAGAAAUAUCGCAAGGAUUAUGAAAGUAUUAUAAAGAAUCAGGAGUAUUUGUCGAAAUUGAAAAAUUGA